Messenger RNA from Hyposmocoma kahamanoa, 9413 nucleotides. RefSeq names its product multiple epidermal growth factor-like domains protein 8 (gene Megf8). Gene Ontology annotation, cellular component: Golgi apparatus. The transcript has 22 exons. Gene Ontology annotation, molecular function: protein binding; calcium ion binding. The record is from RefSeq and is a predicted model, not a curated record. Bases 236 to 8641 code for a protein of 2801 amino acids. NCBI's taxonomy places the organism in Eukaryota, Metazoa, Arthropoda, Insecta, Lepidoptera, Cosmopterigidae.
UAAAUUUAUUUAAUUUAUGUAAUUAUAUCACUGAAGCAAUCAAUAUAAUAUAAAUCAGUGUGAGAGCUUAACAAGUCACUGUGGUUAUUCUCGUAAAGUGGUUAGCCUUGAAGUAGAUGUCAUCUAUUAACUCAAAUGAGUGUUGUUUAUUUUAUAUUUUAGUGAUAUUAGUUGCGAAUUCACGAUUAUAUGGCUUUGUUAUUUGACUUAUGUCUUACGUCAAAUCAGAAGAGGCAUGUUUUACCCACGUAUUCGGGAGAAAGGUGCAGGUUUAGUAGUCCUCUGCUGGACUUGCUUGGCCGUGCUGUGCGCCGCGUCCACAGCACCCUGCGACAAGACGCGCAGGGUCUUCACCGAACCGAGUGGUAUCAUCACCGAUGGGCCCAGCAACUCCAAUUACACACAAGACUCGCACUGUGAAUGGCUAAUCAAGGCUGCAAACAGGAGUCAGUAUAUUACACUGAGUUUCAUUCGUAUGGGCACAGAAUGUUCCUAUGACUAUGUAUUUGUGUAUGACGGGGACUCCUUUGAUUCACCAUUACUGGGCAGUUUUAGUGGCAAGACUGAGCCACAAAAUGUUACCGCUUCUAGUGGAUAUAUGCUAAUCCUAUUAUACAGUGACACAAACUAUGUGCUAGAUGGUUUCCGAGCUACAUAUGCCGUCCACAAUUGCCCCAAUAACUGUACAGGCCGUGGUGUAUGCAUGUCCAAUAGAUGCUUCUGUGUCGGCAAAUGGGUGGGACAGGAUUGCAGUGUGGAACUCUGCCCUAACGGCUGCUCAGGCAAUGGACAUUGUAAAGAAAACCGUUGCAUCUGCAAAAAGGGGUAUUCUGGAGAGUCUUGCUCUCUAAAAGUAAAUGACAAAGAAGGAAAUAGCUGGCACUGGCUCUCUCUCACAGAGACUGGCAUGACAAAAAGGGCAGCACACUCUGCAGUGUAUGUCAAUCACACAGACUCUCUAUAUGUUUUUGGAGGAUAUGAUCUGAAUAAAGUUUUAGGUUCUUUGGAGAUUUAUAAGUUUUCAACUAGUCAGUGGUAUGAUGAAAAUGGAAAAAUAAUGCAUAGAUAUCCAACCAAUCAGGAGAUUAAUGAAUCAGUACUCACAUUAUUUACUAAGGGCAAUGACGAAGGCAGCUGGCACAGAGGAAAUAGGAGUUCAUUGUUUAAUUUAUUAUUAUCUUCAUUCUCUCACCAUGACAGAACCACUUUACCUCUUAUGUAUACAAAUUCACCAACACCAUAUUCAGAAAGUUAUUUACAUUUUACUGAUAAACCAGAGAUGAUAAAUUUGGGUAGAGCUAAUUCUACUAAACCAGAACCAAGAUACGGUCACUCAGCUUGUGUAUAUGGAAACGGCUUCAUUCUUUUUGGUGGGAAAUUAUCUGAUGGAAGUUUGUCGUCAGAACUAUGGUUCUAUGAUGUUAUAAGUAACACAUGGUCGCUUAGGGCUGUAAACUCUUCAUUAACGCCACCUGGCUUAACACGACAUACAUUGACGACUGUAAAAGACGAUCUAUAUUUGUUUGGUGGAAGUACAGUUGAUGGCGAGUUUUCUUCUAACAUGUAUAAAAUAAAGUUGAGUGACGUGACUACAGAAGGAUGGGAAAGGGUACAGGUACGUGGGGGGAAAGAGUUGGAUGUGCGUGUUGUAGCACACACUGCCGUCUAUCAUGAACAUUCCAAUUCUAUACUUGUUUAUGGAGGCGUAGUUGCUAGUGUCGCUAGAUUCUCCAAGCUGUCGGAUCGCAUGUUCGCAUUCGACAUUGAUUACAAACAUUGGACCGAAAUACAUUAUCCCAGAGCACAUUUGCGCGACACCUAUGUCCCGAGGGAACGAGCUUUCCACACUUCCACAAUCAUUGGAAACUAUCUCAUUGUAUUUGGAGGAUAUUCUCAUCGGCACAAUCGAGAAGAAAUAUGCUACGACGGUCAAAUGUACAUUUAUCAUCUCGGCUGCCACUCGUGGAUACCUUUGGACGUGUUAGGCAAGAGCCGCAAGCUGUAUCCAAAGAAGCAAGGUGUGUUUGCGCACGCGGCGGCCUUGAAACCGCCAUCCACAUUACUAAUUGCCGGCGGAUAUCACGGAAAUGUCAACGGUGAUCUGCUAGCGUAUGUGGUGCCGAGUUGGCAGGCGGGUAUUUUGAACAGCGACCCUGAGUCGGCUUGUCCGCGUCACCGCACACAGCCUGAAUGCCUGGCAGACCCCGAGUGCGGCUGGUGCUCUGCAGACGACAUCUGCUACGGGAGAACAAUAGUCUCGAACUGCACGACGAACCUUCAGUCAAUUCGCUGCGGUGGCAUUUGCCCGACCCUCGGUGACUGCCACUCGUGUCUGAUCCACGGGCCAGCGCUGGCCGCCGCCAGUGCAAACUCCUCACGCGUUGCCCUGCCUUCCGUCAGCACAAAGCUCAAACUCUACCAAUGCACCUGGUGUGUGCAGAAUGCUAGAUGCCAUCACAAGGAAGAUACUUACGGAGUGUGCGGUGAAGAUACUCCUUCAGAAAAUCCAGGCUGGUGGGGUGCUACCGGGACCGAAGUGACCGCACCCGACCAAUGCAAGAACUUAGACAAACGCCCCGGUCUUACGUUCAUUAGAUAUCAACAGCCAGCAGACUGGAAUCAUCCUGACGGAGUGUCGGUCGUUAACGCUACUACUAUCGAUUGGGGCACGGGUGGCGGCAGCAAUCACAUCUUCAGCGGGUCCAGCGAGGCAAGACUACGCGGCUGGUUACACAUACCGCAGUACUGGAACGGUACAGGGGAAACCCUACACGUCUGCGCUGGAUACGCAAACAUAACCCUGACGCUCAAUGAAAGCAAGAACUCUGUGGCUAACUUAACAGCGCAGCCGUCUGCUUGCUCGCUAGUCAACUGGCCUGCGCUCGAACCCAGCCGCAUUUACGUCGACAUGCAUGCCAACGACUCAUUACACACUGGACUCUAUCCAUCUCAUCAUCACGCCAAAAUGGAAUUGUUACAUAAUAAAUCUCUGGAGACUGCAAAGGUUUUCACAUUUGAGUUCCUCGAACCAUAUUCCAACGGUCAAUGUGCCAGCUAUGACAACUGCUUGCUUUGUCUAUCGGAUGCAGCAUGUGGGUGGUGCGAGCUUACCAACCGGUGCGAGCAACGUGAUGCCAACGAACAAAACGAAUGCGCGGCUGACGGUGAAUGGCGGUACCUCACUCUGCAACCGUCAGCUUGCCCUAAUUGUUCAAACUACAUUAGCUGUGAGCGCUGUGUUUCCGGGAAUUACUGUGAGUGGUGGGCUGACGAAGCUCGAUGUGCACGUCGUGGUCGUGCUAGCGGGGCCAUCGUAGAAGUCAGCGAGUGCCCCGCGCCUUGCCGCCUGCGACUCGACUGCGAGCAUUGUCUAGACGAGCGCGGCCGCUGUGUCUGGUGCGAAGCCACCCGCCAGUGUUUCAGUUUUAGCGUUUACACUAGCGAGUACCAGUUCGGCUUAUGUCGCGAGUGGCUAGAUCGCGCCUCGACACCCACAGACGAUACCACACGCAAAUCUAGCCAAUGCAAAUCUUGCCAGGCUCAUACUCAAUGCUCCACAUGCUUACGAAGUAUGGGAUGUGGUUGGUGUCACUCACACGAAAAUCCAAUAAUUGGCGCAUGCACCGAGGGCGAUUUUACGAGGUCACAUAUGUCCUGUGCGUCUUUGCUGAAUGUAACUGUAUCGGACGCGGGGUGGGCCUACGCUCAGUGUCCUGACGUUGACGAGUGCGGCCUUGGCCUGCACGAUUGUCAUGAACAUGCCGUAUGCAAUAACACCCAUGGCUCUUAUACGUGUAAAUGUAAACAAGGUUACAUCGGUGACGGAAAGAAGAGUUGCAUUCGAACAUGCUACAAUAACUGCAUCCACGGCUAUUGCCUUGGCGCACCGCAAUACAAAUGCAACUGUGAUUUAGGCUGGACGGGAGCCGAUUGCUCGAUUAACUGUGGCUGUCACAACCACUCUACGUGUCGCACUGGCGUAGGUAGAUGCGACGAGUGUCAGGAUUGGACUGAGGGUGAAUUUUGUGAAUCAUGCAAACCAGGAAGCCAUGGAAACGCAACAACCGGGCAAGGUUGCCGGCGAUGUGACUGUAAUGAUCACGGUGAUGAAACUCGCGGAGUGUGUGACGUCAGCACUGGAGAAUGUAUUUGCAAGGAUAACACUCAAGGACAGAACUGCGAAAGUUGUAAACCUAAGUUCCAUGGAGACCCUCGACACGGAGGAAAAUGUUUUUAUCAAUGUGAGCCCCGAGGUAUGCUCAAUGCCACUGAAACUGAAGGAAUUACUUCGUACAUGUCGGAUCCGAAUAUAAAGACCGUUGGACCAUCUAAAGAAUGUCUAUGGAUUAUUUCUGCUGAAGAAAUAAAAGACGCCAUAAUCCAAUUUUCAAUAAACUCGGAGCGUUUUAACGUGCCAUGCGAUGAAAAUGCCGUGUAUGUGUAUGACGGGCUGGGUGGAGUUCCAGACAUUAGUAACAACCAGCAAAGUCAGUUGCUUGGUGUGUUCUGCACGGGUGCUUCAGGAGUUGUGGAAGCUCGCAGUGGUAACUUAACUGUCCAUUACAAACAGGGUCAUUUGGAACAAGGCUUUGAAGGCAUUUACAAAGUUUUAGGAUGUGAUGGCUACUGUGCUUGGCCAAGAGUUUGCAAAGGAAGACGUUGUGUUUGUAGAGAUGGUUACGAUGGGCCAAACUGCGAAGUUGACAUUUGCCGAAAUAACUGUAGCAUGGCGAAUAACGCAGGAGUGUGCGACUCCAGUUACGGAAGAUGCCUUUGUAACGAAGGAUUUGGUGCAGAAGAUUGUUCCGUCAAGUUGGAUAAAAGUCAACUGGUGUUUACAGAACUUUUCAAUUCAGAAUACUUGUCAGACGGAUUAGAUCAUUUGAGGAAAACUUUACCGAGGUUUGGCCACAGUUUGGUUGCAGAUCGCCGAGGAUUGUGGAUGUUCGGAGGUUACUCAUUGUCGCAUGGCCCUCUGAACGACAUAAGAUUUUUUGACACAAAGAAUAACACUUGGAUGCAGGUCACAGUUGAAGCAACUCCCGAUGCAAAAAUGCCGGAAGGUCGAUAUUUCCAUGCGGCUGAAAUAUAUCACUCUAAACAAAACAUCUACAUUUAUGGUGGUCUUAGUCUACAAGAAAAAAGUGGCUUAAAUAAAACGCUAAGUGAUUUCUGGCAGUUUAGUUUGAAAGAUCAGAGAUGGAGUAAUAUUAGUAGUAAAGAAGAGCAACCGCCUCCACUUGCUGGACAUACAUUGACACUGCAAAAGUAUCAGGAUUAUGAAAGUCUUGUUAUGAUCGGAGGCUUUUCGUUAGAGUAUGGUUUCAUGGCUGACAUGUGGGAGUUCGACCUGGAUAACGACAAAUGGAUAAAAUUACAAUGUGGCGGUACGAAACCUUUGGGAAUAAUCGGUCACAGCACGGUUUAUCACGCACUGUCUCAGAGUUUGUACAUCUAUGGCGGAAUAUUGUAUACCUACAAUGGUACUACGCUGUCUAAUACAUUGUUCUCAUUCCAUUACCCUACUAAGAAAUGGAGCGAACUGCCAACUUUUCCGAAUUUAAAUAGCUUUAAAAAUCAACCCAUACCGACAUACUUGCACUCAGCUGUGACUACAGAUGACUAUAUGAUCAUUUUUGGAGGUAAAAGCGAUUCAUCUUUAACAUCGGAAUCACUUCAUGCUUACGUGUAUGGAUGCAAUCAAUGGGUCAAACUUACGACAGGAGUAACCAUAGUGGGUCAUCCUCCACCUCCGACAAUAGCGCAUGCAAUGGCAAUAGACGUCGAAGCAGAAAACGAAGGAUACAUCUACAUAAUAGGAGGUUGGACAGGCAAUGCACAUUGCCAAGUCACCCGCAUAUCGUUACCUGAAGAUCUCUGUUCACUGUGGAGCACCAGUAAACUAGAUUGCCGCAGUCGUAUGGGAUGCAGUUUCUGUAGUGCUGGGAAUUAUACUAAAUGCUACUCAGUAGGGAAACCCGGUUGCGAAAGCAGCGAUAUUGUGUCUACCAAUUCUGGAACUGCAUGCAAUGCGGAGCUGGUUGCACGACGAUCGUGUGAAAACUUCACUACUUGUUCAUCGUGUUUGGCUGCGUGGCCUAUGUAUCCCGAAGAGAAACCUGCUUGUCGUUGGUGCGAAUCUUGUGCAGCUGCAGUUGGCGAAUGUGUUCCUACGGAUGAAUCGUGUCACAGUAUGAAAUGUAACGCGGGAACAACUUACAUCAGCGACGUGGACCAGUGUCCGGAACUGAGAUGCGCGGCGUCUGAUUGCGAAAAGUGCGUCACUAAUAACCAGUGUCAGUGGACUAGACUGAUCAAUAGACAAGGUCAAAUAAUAAAAGUGCCAGAAAGUCCUAACGAACUUUUCAAUUGGACUUGCGCUAUUUCGGAUGAACCAACACGAAGCAUUUCGCGUCCAUGGACAAAAGACGACUGUCCUAAACGGUGUCACGAAUACGAUGAUUGCCAGUCGUGUCUUAGUUCUGAUGGUGCAGAAGGGGGAUUCGCGGAGUGCCACUGGGCAACUUAUCUCGGAAAGUGCAUAUCACCUGCGUAUCAACCCGUAUACUGUGCUGGUGGUGUAUGCGGUUUGGUGCUUACUAAAGCUGAUAAGAACAAGUGCCCAGCACCUUGUGGAACAUUUGAGCAGUGCUCAGAGUGCUUGCAUCAUUCCCAUUGCGGCUGGUGCGCACUAGAGGGCGCGAACGGGCAAGGUGUCUGCGCUGAAGGCUCCAUUGACUCCCCUCUCGAUUACUCAACACGAACCACUUGUGCGGCAGUUUAUGAAAGUGUGCACCAAACGAACACCACGAAUGACACUUUUUCUUGGCACUAUACUAGAUGUCCACCGGAGAAUGAAUGCGAAAAUAAUCAUCAUCAAUGUAAAGCAGAGUCUGAGGUGUGUCGGGACCUGCCCGAAGGCUAUGAGUGCGCUUGCGGCACGGGGUACAAGCGUGCAGGGGGUGGAGGAUGCGCGGCAGUGUGUGCGCAGGGUUGCGUGCGCGGCGCUUGCGUGCAGCCCGAUGUGUGCCGCUGCGAUUUCGGCUACGUCGGCGCCAAUUGCACCAUCCAGUGCCAAUGUAACGGACACGCACACUGCGAAGGACCCGACAAGCUCGACAAGUGUAUUGAGUGCCACAACAACACCAUGGGCAACCAAUGCGAGAAAUGCAAGCCGAACUUUGUGGGCGACCCUACCGACAACGGUCAAUGCAUCCCUUGUUCAACGUACUGUCACGGCCACACCAGCAUCUGUACGAACGAUCUGUCAGAUGUGUCUCCGACUUCGCGCGAUGUGAGCAGUGCAGAUUUGGAGGACUACUAUCGCGAGGGCGGGUCUUCCGCUAGAGCGCGCUGCGUGCGUUGUGCCAAUAGUACAGAAGGCCUUAGAUGCGACAGGUGUAUCGCGGGCUAUUUCAGAGGGUCGGAGGAACUUCGAGAUCCAUGUAGACCAUGUGAGUGUCACGGCCACGGCGACAUCUGCGACCCGGUGACAGGAGAAAAGUGCAACUGUGGCAACAACACCGAAAGCGACGUUUCGUGCCAGACCUCCAGCUCGAGCAAAAAUUCCGCACAGGAGUGCUGGCGCUAUCAGUGCGUCAAGUGUCGCGACCUCUAUAUGGGCGAUCCGCGUAACGGGCAUCAGUGCUAUAAGACCAUCAAUAUUGAAAACAAACUCUGCUUCGAUGGCAAGUCUAUUGAUGAAUGCAAAAUCAAGCCGCGUCCUCUGUACCCCGGUCAAACCGUGUUUGUGGCUGUGAAUCCUAGAUACAUGAACGUAGACAUACGAGUCAUCGUCGAUGUCACCCAGGGUGCAGUCGAUUUAUAUUUGAGCCCGAACGAUAGCUCAUUUGUUGUCUCUGUCAACUCCAGUACGGGUUCGCAUGCCGUAGAACUAGAUCCAACUUAUUAUAAACAUGAACCGUUCCGAAAAAUGCCCUCGUUUGACGACCACGUGGCCGAAAAGCCGCAACUGUCGUGGUACUACGAUAAGACGGAAUACACGCUCGCCGAUUAUGCGGCUAAAGACUUGGCAACAUAUGUCACUGUUGAUAGAAAAAAUAUACUGCUCCGUGUGAGAAAUCUACAUAACCGCCUAGUGCUUACUCUUCCAAAUACGAUUCAUGACCUGACGCACACUAAGUUCUACAUAAUAAUUCGCGCGCGCGCCUCUGAAGACGGCGCUGCAAGCUUCGGUAUUGUCUUCUUCCGCCAGGACCAGCUCCACAUUGAUUUGUUUGUGUUUUUUUCCGUGUUUUUCUCCUGCUUUUUCCUGUUCCUGGCCGCGUGUGUCGUAGCUUGGAAGGCCAAACAGGCGGCGGAUGUGAGACGGGCUAGAAGAAGACACGUAGUGGAGAUGCUGCACAUGGCGAAGCGGCCUUUUGCAGCGGUAACGGUGCUGCUGAACGGAAGCGUGACGUCAACAGGUGGGGCGCGUCGGCGUCGCGCGCCCGAUCUUCGCCCCAUCGCCAUCGAACCCACAGGCGACGGCCGCGCCGCCGUCACAUCCGUGCUCGUCAGGCUGCCUGGCGGACAGCGUGCGCCAGUGAGGCUUGCGCUGGCGUCGUCGCUGGUUCAGGUAUCGCGCGCGCCGUCCGGCCGCGGGCGCCCACGCCGUGCCGCGCCCGCGCCUCUCUCCUAGCCUCUGCGCCGCCUCCCACCGCCGAGACUAGUCUAAGGCGACGGAGCAUGACCUAAGAAACGGAAAAAUCCUAGAAACUUAUUGUGAAUUUCCUGUAGUGUGUGUCCCUUAUGAGCCGAUCGGACUCUCGGGAGGAAGAAGUAAAAUGCUCGAAUCGCUCGUGCCAGAUGUAGAAAUAGGCCACAGUACAGCUUAUAUACGUAAGAUCAAAAUAGUGAGAAAUUUUAAGUUUUUCGUUGUAGCUAGAUGUCCUAUCGAAAAAAGUCGAUUUAUUUUCAGUGCAUAUUUUGAAAUGUUCUUCCCCGUGCGAGCUGUGCUCAGCCAUGUUAAUGUAACUAUAAGUAAUUACUACUUUAGUUGUAGGCAAUCUGUUGUUAUUUUUUAUGUCUAUUUUGUUUUAUUGUGGUGAAUUGGUCUCCACUUAUACAAUGUGUCGGGUCCGUUAUAACAUUGCAGCUGUUUAUUUAUGUACGUAUUUAUCUUCUGAAUUUGUUGUGUUGUGUCUGACAAUCGCGUGUAUGUAAAGAGCCAAAGGAAUCAAAAUUGAGCGCAAAAAUUUUGCGUGGGUUGUGAAUAGCCAAUAGUAGCAGAAGCUGUUACGUUGAUUAUUUCCAAAUUUUAUAAUAUGUGUUGGUAAAAUUUUAUUGUAUGUCGUGAUGUCGUGUUACUAAUUUAGAAAUAAUUAUAUCCAUGUCAUUUUUUACUUUUUCUCUCUGAUACAAGUACAUACUAUGAAUCUUAUAUAUUUCUGUGCUAAUCGAAUUAUAGUUAU